Molecule: messenger RNA, 1388 nt
Organism: Malus domestica (apple)
Lineage: Eukaryota; Viridiplantae; Streptophyta; Magnoliopsida; Rosales; Rosaceae
Product: protein SAWADEE HOMEODOMAIN HOMOLOG 1-like
Molecular function (GO): chromatin binding
Source: RefSeq, a predicted model, not a curated record
UCACUUUGACAAGACAAAAAAAUAAAAAAUCAGAAUCAGAAAAGCCACUUUCCAAUUUCUAGGGUUUUACAGAGAGAAACGGGAGAGUGGGAAAGCAAUCAAAUUCCGCAAAGCUAGGGUUUCACAGAGAGAGAGAGAGAGAGUAAAUGGACGGUCUUCGUCCCAGAAACAGAGAGAUUUUCAUCGGCUUUACGAAGGCCGAGACUGAAAAAAUGGAGAGAUUGACGAGGGAAUUAGGAGAACAGGUGCUGGAACGAGAGUUCUGUCAAAGUACUGCAAAAAGUUUUAAUCGCUCCGCCGGUCGUGCUGGGAAACCUAUCGUAAAAUGGACUGAGGUACAAAGUUGGUUCGAGAAUAGGGUGAAAGAGUCAUCAAACAUAUCCAGAAAUCUCUCCGAGGAACAGGGACAUUGCCCUUCAAAUAAGGCAUGCAAAAGUUCUCAAAAACCUAAAGCAGAAGAAGAGAUCCCAGACGUAUCAGAGUUGGAAUUUGAGGCAAGGUCGUCAAAAGAUGGGGCAUGGUAUGAUGUUGAAAAGUUCCUUGCUCACAGAUUCCCUAGUACGGGGGAAACUGAAGUUCGUGUCAAAUUUGUUGGAUUUGGAGCCGAAGAGGAUGAGUGGGUUAAUGUAAAAAAAGCUGUGAGGGAGCGCUCAGUACCACUGGAGCAUUCAGAAUGUCAUACAUUGAAGGUUGGAGAUCAUGUCCUCUGCUUCCUGGAGAGGAGAGAUCAAGCAAUCUACUACGAUGCCCAUAUUACAGAUAUUCAAAGGAAAAUGCACGAUGUAAGGGGCUGCAGGUGUCUUUUCUCAAUCCGCUAUAAUCAUGACAACAGCGAGGAACGAGUUCAUUUGAGGAGAUUGUGUCGGCGGCCAAAACAUUAGAUGUUUCGUGCGUUGUCCAAGUUUUUCCCUUAACGCCAGCUCAAUUUUGUCAAGCUUUUUUGUACUCGAGCUGUGGGAGGGCAUGAACGGGCAUGGGCACUUUGCAAGAGAGACAAUGCAUACUGGGUAGUCGAUAUAUGGCAGUCUGUUGCUUGUGGAUUUGAUGGAUCACCAGAACCCAUUAAUGUGCAGGGGAGUUGAUGUCUGCGAGUCUCCGAGGUUGUGGCUUUGAUGGAUCACUGUAACCCUUUGGUAAUCUAGGGUUCUACCAUGUGUACGAAUACGGGUAUAGAGAACGGGGUCAAUCCGUGACGUACAUUUUUGGGUGCUGUGUGAGAAAAUGGGUGUGGUAACACAUUGUGGUGUAAAUCCCAAGUUCUGUUUCUGUUUCUAUGCAAUUAGAAAACCAUCCGACUUGUGCUCUUUGAGAGUGUUGUCUGCUGAGAUUCAUAACAUCUUCUGGCAUUUGGAAGUCGUCUGAUCAUUUAUUUUAAGUUUCAUAAGCGA